AUGUCCUUCCAGCAACUCGACAACGCCCCCAAGGCCGACGACUUCACCCCACUAUCAGAACACCAAUCGCAGACCCCGACGUCCUUUUUCAGCGCAAAGCCCGUUCUCCAUGCUCACUAUGAGGGCAUGACUCUGGUGGCCGCUGCUGACCAGCUAAAGCAAGACGCGGCGUUUAGCAAGUUCAGCUCAAGACGCGAGGGUGAAGAAGACUUUGUAGAUGGCAUUGACGUCUGGGUGUCCUCUGAAAAUGUGGUUUUGUUUCAGAGCACGCCCUCUCCUGUCGGCGUUUCGAUCCCAUAUCCUUCUCUCGCCCUCCAUGCGACCAUGAAGUACAAGACUACGAUUGAGGCGCUAUACGUGAACAUAUCACUCAACGACGCCGACACCGUAAAUGAGGACGACGAUAUUCACAUGCUCGAGGUCACCCUACUGCCCCCGUCGUACACCUCGAAACCCACCGAGACAUGCAUUACAGACCUAUUCACCGCGCUGAACACCUGCGCAGACCUGCAUCCCGACCCAGAUGCCAGUGAUGACGAUGGCGAAGACAUACUGGACGACACAGCACCCGGUGCGUCGGGUUGGAUAACGGCUGAGAACAUGGACGAGUAUAUGGAUGAGAAUGGUAACUUCAGUGGCAUGGUGAUUGGAGAAGAGCUGGGACCUGGUGCCGGAACAGUGAGAGCAAGGGAAGACACCGAGGAAGGCGCCAAUGGUUUGAAUGGUACAGACGGGCACGAAGGGAAGUACUAUCGCACCGGCUGA
Molecule: messenger RNA, 765 nt
Organism: Alternaria postmessia
Lineage: Eukaryota; Fungi; Ascomycota; Dothideomycetes; Pleosporales; Pleosporaceae
Exons: 2
Coding region: 1-765 (254 amino acids)
Biological process (GO): mRNA cis splicing, via spliceosome
Cellular component (GO): cytosol; spliceosomal complex
Source: RefSeq, a predicted model, not a curated record